This is a messenger RNA of Ilyonectria robusta, 4509 nucleotides long. Its product is annotated as ABC-2 type transporter-domain-containing protein. The transcript is spliced from 4 exons. Gene Ontology annotation, biological process: transmembrane transport. Gene Ontology annotation, cellular component: membrane. NCBI's taxonomy places the organism in Eukaryota, Fungi, Ascomycota, Sordariomycetes, Hypocreales, Nectriaceae. Gene Ontology annotation, molecular function: ATP binding; ABC-type transporter activity; ATP hydrolysis activity. The record is from RefSeq and is a predicted model, not a curated record. The coding region runs from base 1 to 4509 and encodes 1502 amino acids.
AUGAGCCACUCUCCGACGGACGAUCGCGACCUCAGCCCAUCCGCAACACAUGUCGGGAUUAGGCACUCUGAGGAGGAAAUCCUACAAGAUGGCAAUCAAUCCGAAUCUCAUGGAGACUCGGACUCGGAUUCGAAGGAUGAUGACAGUGAAAGCAAUGAACGCGGCCGAGACAAAACGCCCAGGCCUAGGCGGCUUACACUCGGAAAUCGGCGAAACUCCGAGGCUUUCGUCGACACGGGAGACAGAAAUGAGCUCGUGCGAAUUGCUACUGCGCUUUCGCGUCGCCAUUCCGUCGCCACCGGAGGACUUGCUCGCAUUCACACCCUCGCUACGCAGGACGAAAACGCACCGGCGCUAGAUCCUCAGAGCGAGCAAUUCGACCUGUCAAAAUGGCUGCAAAACUUCGUCAAGACCCUCCGCGAGCAGGGCGUGACGGCCAAGCAGACCGGCGUGCUGUUCAAGGACCUCCACGUCUCGGGAUCCGGAGCUGCCCUGCAGGUCCAAGAAACGGUGGGAUCGAUGCUGCUCAGCCCUCUGCGGAUCGGCGAUUUGUUCAGCUUUGGAAAGAAAGAAUCCAAGCAGAUUCUGAAGAGUUUUGAUGGGCUUGUCAGAAGUGGUGAGCUUCUCAUUGUUCUCGGUCGGCCUGGCUCGGGAUGCAGCACGCUUCUUAAGACGCUCUGCGGAGAGCUGCAUGGAUUGGCCAUCGACAGCAACUCCUCCAUUCAUUACAACGGCAUUCCCCAGAAGCUCAUGAAGAAAGAGUUCAAGGGCGAGGCCAUCUACAAUCAAGAGGUGGACCGACAUUUUCCUCACCUCACAGUAGGCCAAACUCUCGAGUUUGCUGCCUCCGUCCGAACCCCAUCUCACCGUAUCAACAACAUGACUCGGGCCGAAUUCGUCCAAUAUGUCGCACGAGUCGUCAUGGCAGCGUUUGGUCUGAGCCACACCUACAACACGAAAGUGGGAAACGACUUCAUCCGUGGUGUGUCCGGCGGAGAGCGAAAGAGAGUGUCUCUUGCCGAGAUGGUCCUGUCCGGAUCACCGUUUACCGCCUGGGACAACAGCACCCGUGGUCUCGACUCUGCAACUGCGUUCAAGUUCGUUUCUUCACUAAGAAUGGCUGCCGAUAUCAGUGGCCAGGCUCACGCUGUAGCCAUCUACCAAGCCAGCCAGGCCAUUUACGACCUCUUCGAUAAGACCAUCGUUCUGUACGAGGGUCGGCAGAUUUACUUUGGCCCUGCAGAACAGGCAAGGGAUUUCUUUGAGCGACAGGGCUGGCAUUGUCCGACACGCCAGACCACUGGCGACUUCCUCACAUCCGUCACCAAUCCGGUCGAGAGGAAACCCCGACCAGGAAUGGAAAACCAGGUCCCGCGCACUCCUGAAGAGUUCGAGCAGUAUUGGCGCCGAUCCCCCGAGUUCGGAGCCCUCAAGCACGAUGUCGACGCCUAUGAGCAGGAACAUCUAGUCAACAGAGAAGGAGAAAGUAUCGCUCAAAUGCGGGAGCAGAAGCACAAUCGACAGUCCAAACAUGUUCGACCCGGAUCGCCAUACACCAUCAGCGUCCUGAUGCAAGUCAAGCUUUGCACAAAACGGGCCUAUCAACGCAUCUGGAACGACAUCUCGGCAACCGGGACGCAGUGCCUUGUCCAGCUGGUCAUGGCCCUGAUCAUCGGAUCCAUCUUUUUCGGAACCCCCGACGCUACGGUUGGCUUCUACGCCAAGGGCUCUGUGUUGUUCAUGGCGAUUCUCCUCAACGCGUUGACGGCUAUUGCGGAAAUCACCAACCUCUACGCCCAGAGGCCCAUUGUAGAGAAACACGCUUCUUUCGCCUUUUACCAUCCUGCAUGCGAGGCUGCUGCAGGAAUCGUCUCCGAUAUCCCCAUCAAAUUUGCGACGGCGACUGUUUUCAACGUCGUCUUGUACUUCAUGGCCGGUUUGCGGCGAGAGCCAGGCAACUUCUUCCUUUAUUUCCUCAUCACUUACGUCUCUACAUUUGUCAUGAGCGCUGUCUUCCGGACAAUGGCUGCCAUCACCAAGACGGUGUCGCAGGCACUGGCACUGUCUGGAGUGAUGGUUCUCGCUCUGGUUGUCUACGCUGGCUUUACCAUCACGGUCCCAUCAAUGAAACCGUGGUUUUCUUGGAUUCGCUGGAUCAAUCCAAUUUACUAUGCUUUCGAGAUCCUUGUGGCAAACGAAUUCCACGGUCAGAACUUUACAUGCUCGGCCAUCGUCCCACCCUACACCCCUCUUAUUGGAGACUCGUGGAUUUGCGCUUCCGUUGGAGCUGUCGCAGGCCAACGCACCGUCAGCGGAGACGCCUUCAUUGCUCAGAACUAUGAGUACUAUUAUUCGAACGUGUGGCGAAACUUUGGUAUUCUCCUUGCCUUUUUGUUUGGAUUUAUGGCUAUCUAUUUUAUUUGCAUCGAGCUCAACUCCUCCACAUCGAGCACAGCAGAAGCACUUGUUUUCCAGAGAAGCCACAUCCCUGCCCAUCUUCUGAAUGGCAAUAGGCAAUCCCCAGGAGACGAGGAAUCGACCAUUAAUACGACAACCAAGGAUGAAACAAGUGGCGGAGAUGUGGGCACCAUUGAACCGCAGAAGGAUAUCUUCACCUGGCGUGAUGUUGUGUAUGAUAUCCAUAUCAAGAGUGAACAGCGGCGGCUGCUCGAUCAAGUUUCUGGAUGGGUCAAGCCUGGCACCUUGACUGCACUCAUGGGCGUCAGUGGUGCCGGAAAGACCACUCUUCUCGAUGUUUUGGCGCAGCGAGUGACGAUGGGCGUUGUCACUGGUGACAUGCUCGUUAAUGGGAAACCAUUCGAUGCGAGCUUCCAGCGCAAAACGGGCUACGUUCAACAGCAAGAUCUACAUCUGGAGACGGCUACUGUGCGCGAAAGUCUACGAUUUAGCGCCCUGUUGAGACAACCCAAGACCGUUAGCAAGGAAGAAAAGUACAAGUUUGUCGAAGACGUCAUCAAGAUGCUCAACAUGGAGGCGUACGCCGACGCUGUCGUGGGAGUUCCUGGUGAGGGCCUCAACGUGGAGCAACGGAAGCUCCUCACCAUUGGCGUUGAACUGGCAGCGAAGCCGAAGCUCCUCCUUUUCCUUGACGAGCCUACAAGCGGUCUUGACUCUCAGAGUUCCUGGGCCAUUUGCUCAUUCCUUCGAAAGCUAGCAAAUUCUGGUCAAGCUGUGCUUUGCACAGUCCAUCAGCCAAGCGCCAUUCUCUUCCAACAGUUUGACCGCUUGCUCUUCCUGGCAAAGGGUGGCAAAACAGUCUACUUUGGCAACAUCGGAGACAAUUCGCGCAUCAUGCUCGAUUACUUCGAGUCCAAGGGCGCUCGGGAAUGUGGAGAGGAGGAAAAUCCUGCCGAGUACCUUUUGGAAAUCGGCAACAGCGGCGGCAACGCCCAUGGCCAAGACUGGCAUUCGGUCUGGAAAGAAAGUAAACAGUGCGAAGAUAUGAAGACCGAAAUCGACAGGAUCCACGCCGAAAAGCAGAGCGAGAAGGUAGCUGGGGAAGAUGGCGCCCAUUCAAGCGAUGAAUUCGCCAUGCCGUUUUGGGCGCAGCUUCAGGCUGUCACCUAUCGAGUAUUCCAGCAAUACUGGAGGAUGCCCAGCUACAUUUUUGCAAAGUUCAUGCUUGGAAUUGCGGCUGGUUUGUUCAUCGGUUUCUCUUUCUUCAACUCUUCUAUUACGCUGGCAGGAAUGCAGAACGUCAUCUUCUCAGUCUUCCUACUCACGACGAUUUUCUCGACUGUUGUUCAGCAGAUUCAACCGCUCUUUCUCACUCAACGAGCACUAUACGAGGUCCGAGAACGGCCAAGCAAAGCGUACUCUUGGAAGGCCUUCAUCAUUGCAAACGUGAUUGUGGAAAUUCCCUAUCAGAUCAUCACGGGUGUUCUCAUAUUUGCUUGUUUCUACUACCCCGUUGUCGGCGUCCAAAGUUCCGACCGGCAAGUAUUAGUGCUGCUCUUCGUUACCCAGCUGUUCAUCUACGGAAGCGCCUUUGCACAGAUGACCAUCGCGAUAAUGCCCGAUGCACACACAGCAGCCAGUAUCGUCACACUACUGACUCUUAUGAGCAUCAUCUUCGCCGGCGUUCUACAGACCCCAGACGCGCUGCCCGGGUUCUGGAUAUUCAUGUACCGCGUCUCGCCUUUUACCUACUGGAUCGGCGGCAUCGUGGCGACGGAGUUGCACGGCCAAGUCGUGACCUGUUCCAAGGGAGAGAAUUCCAUCUUCAAUCCACCUUCCGGACAAACGUGUGGCGAAUAUCUCAAGGCAUUCCUGACCCAGGCGCCGGGGCAGUUGCAAAAUCCCCAAGACACGGAGCAAUGUCGAUAUUGCGCUUUCAGCAACGCUGAUCAAUAUCUCUCAGGCUCCAAUAUCUAUUGGAGUCAGCGGUGGCGGAACUACGGCAUCUUUUGGGCUUACAUUAUCUUCGAUAUUUUCAUGGCAACCGCUUUGUACUACGUCUUCCGUGUGAAGAAAUGGUCAAAGAAAUAG